Hyalella azteca is the source of this 2333-nucleotide messenger RNA. RefSeq names its product COBW domain-containing protein 1. The transcript has 12 exons. Bases 219 to 1397 code for a protein of 392 amino acids. Gene Ontology annotation, cellular component: cytoplasm. The record is from RefSeq and is a predicted model, not a curated record. NCBI's taxonomy places the organism in Eukaryota, Metazoa, Arthropoda, Malacostraca, Amphipoda, Hyalellidae.
UAGUUUAUCAUCCCAUCAGAGAUGAUCAGUUGCUCCUAGAAACAAUUAAUAGAGCUUUUCUAGACCAUCAAAUUGAAAAAUCCAGUUAUUCAUCUAAUUGGGUGAAUCUAUAUUUUCUUAGCAUGCUAGCUGAGACAGUGAUGCUGCUAUUAGCUUCUUUAUUUAUUGAUGUAUUUAUUUGUUUUCAGUAGAAGUUAGAGUGAGAUUUUUGUAUUACCAUGAGUGAGAGUGAAGAGGAUGAACCUCCACAGCUGGUGCUGGUGGACCCUGAGCUGCAGUCCUUGAAUGUGAGAGGAUCCAUCGACGGAGCAGCAAACAUGUCCGCAAGUCCGUCUGUGAGCCGAGACGAGCGCGUGCCGGUGACGCUGCUCACGGGGUACCUGGGCGCUGGUAAGACCACGCUGCUCAACUACAUCCUCAGCGCCAGGCAUGACAAGAGGAUUGCUGUCAUCCUUAAUGAGUUUGGUGAAGGCAGCGCCCUAGAAAAGUCUCUGAGUGUUGGUCAGGAUGGCGACUUGUGUGAGGAGUGGCUGGAACUACGCAACGGCUGCCUAUGCUGCUCAGUCAAAGAUAAUGGCGUCAAAGCCAUCGAGAAUCUGAUGAAGAAGAGAGGCAAGUUCGACUACAUCUUGCUUGAGACCACUGGCUUGGCUGACCCUGGUCCCAUAGCACAACUUUUCUGGGUGGACAAGCAACUCGAGUGUGACCUCAAGCUGGACGGGAUCAUCACGGUCCUGGACUGCAAGCACGCAUUGCAGAACCUCGAAGAGAAGAAACCCGACGGCGUCAUCAACGAGGCGCUGAGGCAGGUUGCCCUGGCAGACGUGCUGCUGCUGAACAAACGGGACCUCGUCACGGCUGACGAGGCCGAGCGUCUCGCGCGCGUCGUCGUCUCUAUCAACUCGACGGCUCGUCUCAUAACCACGUCGCGGUGCCGAGUAGAUGUGAGUGAGCUGCUGGACAUGAAGGCCUACGAGAGUCUGGAGGAGAGCUGCCAGAGCGACCGCGUCGCGCGCUUCACAGCGCCUGCCCCUCAUAUGGACCUCAAAGUUGGGACUGUGAGCCUGGAGUGCCCGGGCAGCGUGACGCAGGCUGGGCUAGACUCCCUGCUGGCAGCGCUGCUGUGGGAGCGCUCCCUCACCGACGCCUCGGGACGACCUGCCAACAUAUACAGGAUGAAGGGCGUAAUGUCGGUACGGGAGGAGGCGUGCCAGGUGCUGGUGCAGGCCGUGCAGGAGCUCUACGAGACGGACCUGGGCAGCGCAUGGCGGGAGGGCGACGUCAGGUACUGCAGGCUCAUACUUAUAGGUGAGAACUUGGAGAAAACAGCCCUAGAAAGAUUCCUCGCUACUUAUAUACAAGAAGAAGUUCAAGGUCUACCCAUGGAUGCGUCGUGACCAGCGCCAUCAUUAACUAUAAUUUAGGUUUAUUUUCUUUACUUAUAAUCUGGUUCACGUGUCACUGCAAAGUUUCGUUGAUUACGCUAUGCGUUUUUUUAUGUUAUUUUCAUUCAAGCCAGAUAAUUUUUUGCUAUUUCAUAGCGUCUUCAUAGAUCUAAAAUUUUAGUUCUGACUCGUUAAGAAUUACUCGACUACAUCCAAAACCACUCUUUUUUUAAAUCGGCUUUCCAUUAAGCUUUUGAUGCCUAAUGAAUUUUUUUUACUGGCGUCAUUUUCUGUUGCUAGGUGAUAUUAGUCUAAAAUUCGUUAAUACUCUGCAUUUUUUUUUCUAACUGUUCUAUGAUGAAGUAGCCCCUGCUAGUAUGUCAUGGUACUGUGUUUUUGACUUUCCGAGUAAAUUUGGCUGAAACUGCUAACUGCUUCUUUUUCAUGAUAUAUCCAUGUUGAGUAUGUAAUAUUGGUGAUUGUUAUAACUUGAGGUUCAAGAUUGUACGUUUCCGUCUAAAGCAGCCUCAUUAUGCACAUGGAAUUUAGACCCAAACUUAAAAUUGUAGAAUUUCGUUCUGAAACUGUAGGAAGUCGUAAGACAUUUCAUCUAUACUCUUGCCUGUUAUUUUUUACUUUGCUAUGAAGGAAAUAAUCGAGGCAAUCAUUACUUUUUCAAUAAUUCAGCAAGUUUUCGCCUAGAGUGCGCAGUAAACCCCAGUUUCAGCAAAUGCGCUCGACGACUCAUUUCUAUUGCUCAGAUACACAUUUUGAUAAUCUGAUGUGUGUGAUUUUUUGUUUUAAAACAGUGUGAAAACUGCCUUUGGACUGAAUUUUAUUGCCUCAUUCUUCUACGUAAGAUCGGUUCUAGUUUGAAUAGCAGAGUUAUUUCAUAGUGAAGUAUUCGAUAAGCUUGAUAAUUUAAAAAAUAAAUGUACCGACGUUUAA